This is a messenger RNA of Hibiscus syriacus, 1833 nucleotides long. RefSeq names its product zinc finger CCCH domain-containing protein 3-like. Lineage: Eukaryota; Viridiplantae; Streptophyta; Magnoliopsida; Malvales; Malvaceae. The coding region runs from base 301 to 1620 and encodes 439 amino acids. The record is from RefSeq and is a predicted model, not a curated record. The transcript is spliced from 7 exons. Gene Ontology annotation, molecular function: mRNA binding; metal ion binding.
AUGACUAGAAAAAAAAUCGAAUUGGAAUAUUUUCUAUGAUUUCACCUUUUUAUUCUUUAUAAUCUCUUCCUUAUUCCACAAGGAAAAGAAGAAGAAGAAGAAGAAGACGAAGAAGAAGAAGAUUUCUCUCUUUUUCCUCUUGAUCUACGUAAUCUUACUUAAGUCCAUCUCAUUUUUUGAAAUUCAGAAAAAUUGCUUUGAUUUAUGCGUAGAAUUUGAAGUUAUCUUGUUUUUUUUCUGUUGUUGAUUGUUUGAUCGGAAAGGAAGAAGCGAUUCGUAAAAUUCUCUGCCAUCAAACCGAUGCCGGAUAAUCGACAAGUUCAGAACAAUGGCGUCUCGAAUCAAUCUGCUGAUAACAUUGGGGAAGAAAUUUCGCGGCUGAAAAUUAAUGAUAAUAAUCAAGAGACGGGUAUUUCUAAAUCAUCCUCGUAUCCUGAUCGUCCCGGUGAACCGGAUUGUUCGUACUAUUUAAGGACUGGAGUAUGUGGCUAUGGAAAUAACUGUCGUUUUAAUCAUCCGACAUUUGGUGUUCAGGUUGGCCAAUAUAGAGAACAACUCCCUGAAAGAGCUGGACGGCCAGACUGUGGGUACUUUAUAAAGACAGGAACUUGCAAAUACGGAUCAACAUGUAAAUAUCAUCAUCCAAAGGACAGGAAUGGUGCUGGAGCAGUUAUCUUUAACAUUCUUGGUCUGCCUAUGCGUCAGGAUGAAAAAUCAUGUCCUUUUUACAUGCGGACUGGAUCAUGCAAGUUUGGAAUUGCAUGCAAGUUCCAUCAUCCCCAGCCUGCAUCACCUGGAGCUGGCUUACCUGUAAAUGGACCUGCUGGAUCAACAAUUUUGGCACCCUCAGGUGUGCCGUAUGCUGGUGGUUUACCCACAUGGUCAUUACCUAGGGCACCUUAUGUCUCUGGCCAACGUUUACAAAGCCAAAGCUACAUGCCUGUUUUUGUGUCUCCUUCCCAAAGCAUGAUACCUGCACCUGGCUGGAGGAGCACCUACUUGGGAACUACGAACCCUGUAUCUUCUUCUGGCAUUGUUGGAUCCAGUUUGGCUUACAACUCAGUGAAUCCAGCAGAGUCAGCUUCUACUGGACAGCUGCUCUUGUCAUCAUCAAUGUCUGCUUCAAAUUUUCCUGAAAGACCUGAUCAACCAGAAUGUCUGUAUUAUAUGAACACCGGCACUUGCAAAUAUGGAUCUGAUUGCAAGUACCAUCAUCCAAAGGAAAGGAUUGCAAAUUCAGUUAUAAAUGGAAUGGGUCCACUCUGGCUUCCUUCAAGACCUGGGCAAGCUGUAUGUUCUAGCUACACUAUGUACGGGCUCUGCAAAUAUGGGCCGACUUGCAGAUUUGAUCAUCCUUAUGUGGGAUAUCCUUAUAAUUAUGGUCUAAGCCUUCCUUUAUCUGUGUUCAAUUCAUCUGCACUAGCAUAUCAAAGAAUGUCACCAACAAACCAUUUGUCUGAUACUCCUCUGCAAUCAAAGCUUCCUGAUUGGGCUCGGAACACCAACCCCGUGAGCAAGAAACAUCAGAACACGGAGACAAAGAAUUCCGAUGAUCCCAAUGAGCAGGCAGAUUCGCCACAUUCUUUGCAGAUUUCUUUGAAAACUUCACAGGAUGAUUAAACAGAUUUUAUCUGUCAUUUUGUUGUCUUUUAACUCUCUUUUGUUAAUCCGUACCCACGGAGGAGUUUUUUUUUCGUGAUAUGUACCUCCUGCACCCCUUUCACCUGUGAUCCGGCUGAACGUUUACUCGCUAUGAGCAAAAUGCUGGGGGUCAGGAAGGCAUUGUCUUUUUUUUGGGUGAUGAAUAAAACGCAGGUGAAAGUUUUAAGAUCA